AAUACAUUGAAAACAACCCUUUAAAGAAGUUCUAGCUUCUCGGCCACUGUGGUCCUCUUUGAGGAUCACUGGUGCUCAAUAGCUUAGCGCUAGUUCUCCACAUUUACAUUUAUUGCUGUCAAUCGCCGCUUUGCUAUUUGCCACGUUUGUUUACUUGUUAUUUUUAAGAUGAAUCUCAUUUGCUCUCUUUUGUUCAUUUGUUACUUUGGUUUUUCACUUGGUCACCAACAUCAACAAGCUUAUCAACCUCCACAACAACCAGCUUAUCAACAACAAGUACCUCAGCAUGCUCAUCCACAAGAAGGUCAAGCCCAUGGUGGUCAACACACAACUGGUCAACCAAAUAUGUUAAGAGACAAAACACAUGUUCAAGAUAGAGAGCACAUAAAAGAACAUUUGCAAGGAGUUGUAGGAAAUCAACCAGACGUGAGCAAGAUGUCAGAGGAAGAGCUGCAAUUCCAUUACUUCAAGAUGCACGACAAUGAUGACAACAACAAACUGGAUGGAUGUGAGCUCAUCAAGUCUGUUCUUCACUGGCAUGUUGAAGAGAGUAAUGCUAUGGGAACAAACGCCCCGCACCAAGGAACGACAAAGAUUUUCCAGGACAAUGAACUAUCACUGAUGAUUGAUCCUAUUUUAGAUAUGGACGACAGGAACAAAGAUGGUUUCAUCGACUACCCAGAAUUUGUUGCAGCACAAAAAUCACGAGGGUUCACGCCUUAAAAAAUCUUAAUUUUUUAUUUUGAAAGUAUUGUUUUUAAAAAUAAUGAUGUUGAUAUUUUUUUAAGAAAGAAAUGUUUAAGCUUGUUGCCUUUUUACUACUUAUUUGUCAUUCCCUUUAAUAUAGAGGUUGUUUUACAUAUGUAUUGAAAUGUAUUUCAAGGUAUAUUUGUCUGACUUAUCAGAAAUUGUCUUUUACUUAUACAAUAAAUUCAUUUAAUAAGAAA
Molecule: messenger RNA, 947 nt
Organism: Parasteatoda tepidariorum (common house spider)
Lineage: Eukaryota; Metazoa; Arthropoda; Arachnida; Araneae; Theridiidae
Product: multiple coagulation factor deficiency protein 2 homolog
Molecular function (GO): calcium ion binding
Source: RefSeq, a predicted model, not a curated record